UUCCCGGGUUCCUCCUCCUCUUUUUCUGCUUUUCUGCAAGAUCCAGGGAUCUGUUUCUCCCCCUUCCCUUCCCUAAAUUCCUCCCUGAGCUCUUUCCGGCCAUUAAGCAGCAAGGGAAGAAAACCGGGAGGAGGAAGAAGAGCCAUGCAAAAGAAAAGCUUUUCCGGCCUUACAAGAUUGCUUUCACUCCCUCGGAGGGUGAUUUUGCAGACCCCUUUCAGGUGGGCAUAGGCACCAAAUGCAACCAGGGCUCCAGAUAUCCAGAUGAGACCGUAGUCGGAUGGGGUGAAGUGGCCACUUUGUUGAAGCAAGGAGGGAGAAUCGGAGAAACACAGAAGUCUUGGUGAUUCUUCUGAAGCCAACAGAGAAACCCUCGUGCACUGGAUUUGCACCAUUACUUGGAUUUGCACCAUAGCGUUGGAGAACCAUUCAUCCAAAGUCUUCUCCUGCUCCUGCUUGAAGGCCCACCUAUCAUGGGAUACAUAGAGCGGAUUUUUGGAUACCCGUAAAGCGGAGGAUUUGGGAAUAUUUGGAAACAAGCAGCCAACGGUUGUGGGAUUCCUCCCAUCAUGCGACAGUGAAGAAGAGGAGAGCAAAGGAGGAGGAGGAGGAGGAGGAGGAAGCAGAGAUGUCGCUCUCCAGGCUGAACAGCUUUGUCAAUGGCUUCUUGGAGGACCCUUCGGGGCCCGAGGCCGGGGGGCCGGACAUGACCCGCAUCCUCAGCGCCUUGGAGGUGGGCACCGUCCUCACCUUGUUCUACCAGAAGAAGUCCCAGCGGCCAGAACGGAGGACCUUCCAAGUCCGGCUAAAGAGCCGGCAGAUCGUCUGGAGUCGCACGCUGGAGAAGGUGGAAGGAGAUGUGGAUAUUAGGGAAAUUAAGGAGAUCCGGUCAGGGAAGAAUUCCCGGGACUUUGAGCGCUACCCUGAAGAUGCCCGGAAGCUGGACUCCGCCUUGUGUUUUGUCAUCUUAUACGGAAUGGACUUCCGGCUGAAGACGUUGAGCGUGGCUGCGUUUUGCGAAGACGACGUCAAUCUCUGGGUGGCAGGCCUGAAUUGGUUGGUGACUGACACGCAGCGAGCACCGUCUCCUCUCCAUAUCGAAAGGUGGUUGAGGAAACAGUUUGAUUCGAUGGACAGAUCAAGGGAAGGCAGCAUCACCCCAAAGGAUCUGAAGGCGAUGCUGCCCCAAGCCAACUACCGGGUCCCCAAUAUGAGAUUCCUGAGAGACAAACUUAUGGAGGUGGAAGUCCGUAAUGAAAUCACCUUCAGCCACUUUGCACACUUCUAUAAGAACCUGAUGUUUGACGCCCAGAAAUCGAUCAUUGAACAGCUGGAAUUGUCUUUCCCUUUACGAAAUGUGGACCGGCCAGAACUCUGCCAGAUCACAUUGUAUGACUUCCAGAAGUUCCUACAACACGAUCAGAAGGAGCCAUGGGCAAGUGACAUUGCUAAAGUCCGAGAGCAGAUGUGCAGCUACCUGCGGGAUCCCUUCAGCGACAUGGCAGAGCCUUUCUUCCAGUUGGAUGAGUUCCUGACGUACCUGUUCUCCAAAGAAAACAUGGUCAUGGACUCCAAGUACGAGCAGGUGGCGCCCGAGGAAAUGAAUUACCCCUUGUCUUACUACUGGAUCUCCUCUUCUCAUAACACGUACCUGACUGGGGACCAGUUCUCCAGCGAAUCCUCCCUCGAAGCCUACGCUCGCUGCCUCCGGAUGGGAUGCCGCUGCAUUGAGCUGGAUUGCUGGGACGGACCCGACGACCUGCCCAUCAUCUACCACGGCCACACGCUCACCUCCAAGAUCAAGUUCUUGGACGUGCUGCACACCAUCAAGGAGCAUGCCUUCACCACCUCUGAGUUCCCCAUCAUCCUCUCCAUCGAGGACCACUGCAGCAUCGUCCAGCAGAGGAACAUGGCCUCGCACUUCAAGAAGGUCUUUGGGGACAUGCUGUUGACCAAGCCAGUGGACAUCAACGCUGACCAGCUGCCCUCCCCUGCCCAGCUCAGGAAGAAGAUCCUCAUUAAGCACAAGAAGCUGGUCGAAGGGAACCUGUAUGAGGAAGUCACCACGGCCACGUACUCGGAGAACGACAUCAGCAACUCCAUCAAGAACGGCAUCCUUUACCUGGAGGACCCCAUCGACCAUACCUGGAGCCCACACUAUUUUGUCCUGACCAGCAACAAGAUCUAUUAUUCCGAGGAGACCUCUCGCUACCAAUCCAAUGAGGAUGAGGAAGAGACAGAACAGAAAGAGGAAUUUAACAACAACGAGCUGCACUUCAGCGAGAAAUGGUUCCACGGCAAGCUGGGCGGGGGCCGUGACGGGCGGCAGAUUGCGGAGAAGCUGCUGCACGAGUAUUGCACGGAGACCGGGGGCAAGGACGGCACCUUCCUGGUGCGGGAGAGUGAGACCUUUGUGGGCGACUACACCCUCUCCUUCUGGCGCUCCGGCCGCGUUCAGCACUGCCGCAUCCAUUCCCGGCAGGAAGCCGGAGCCACUAAAUUCUACCUGACGGACAACCUGGUCUUCGACAGCCUCUACAGCCUCAUCUGCCACUACCGGGAGGUGCCUCUGCGCUGCAACGAGUUCGAGAUGCGGCUGACGGACCCGGUGCCGCAACCCAACGCUCACGAGAGCAAAGAGUGGUACCACGCCAACCUGACCCGCUUGCAGGCUGAACACAUGCUGAUGCGCGUUCCCCGGGACGGGGCCUUCCUGGUGCGGAAGCGCAGCGAGCCCAACUCAUACGCCAUCUCUUUCCGAGCGGAAGGCAAGAUCAAGCAUUGCCGCAUCCAGCAGGAGGGUCGUCUGUUCAUGCUGGGCAGUUCGGCCGAGUUUGAGAGCCUGGUGGACCUGGUCAGCUACUACGAGAAGCACCCCUUGUACCGCAAGAUGAAGCUGCGCUACCCCAUCAACGAGGAGACUCUCGAGAAGAUGGGCACCGCUGAAUUGGACUACGGCGCUUUGUACGAGGUGCGCACCCCUCACUUUUACGUGGAAGCCAACAAGAUGCCAAUGGCCAAGUGCACCGUGAAGGCCUUGUAUGACUACAAAGCUCAGCGGGAAGACGAGCUGUCCUUCUGCAAACAAGCCAUUAUUCACAACGUUGACAAGCAGGACGGAGGGUGGUGGCGCGGAGACUACGGGGGCAAGAAGCAGCUCUGGUUCCCCGCCAACUACGUCGAGGAGAUCAUGAAUGCCUCUGGGGCCGAGCAGGAUGAAGCGUCUGUAGAGAACAGUCCGCUGGGCAACUUUCUAAAGGGCUUCAUUGAUGUCCCUUCCUGCCAUGUAGUUAUCUCCAAAGACGGGAGGAGCUCCAAACCAUUUGUCUUCACCAUCCAUUCCCAGCAGAUGACCCACCCGUCCCAGUCGCUGGACGUCGCCACCGACACCCAGGAGGAGCUCAACGACUGGGUGGCCAAGAUCCGAGAGGCCACUCAGAACGCAGACGCCCGGAUGCAAGAAGGAAAGAUCAUGGAACGGAGGAAGAAAAUUGCCCUGGAGUUGUCAGAACUGGUCGUUUACUGUCGCCCGGUACCCUUUGAUGAGGAGAAGAUCGGCACAGAGAAAGCCUGCUACCGGGACAUGUCCUCUUUUCCCGAGACCAAGGCGGAGAAGUACGCCAACCGCAGCAAAGGGAAGAAGUUCCUGCAGUACAACCGCCGGCAGCUGAGCCGCAUCUACCCCAAGGGCCAGCGCCUGGACUCCUCCAACUACGACCCGCUCUCCAUGUGGAUCUGCGGCAGCCAGUUGGUGGCCCUCAACUUCCAGACCCCCGAUAAGCCGAUGCAGUUGAACCAGUCGCUUUUCAUGCUGGGGGGCCGCAGCGGCUACGUGUUGCAGCCGGACAUCAUGCGUGACGACCUCUUUGACCCCUUUGACAAGAGCAGCUUGAAGCACGUGGAGCCCAUCACGGUCCAGCUGCAGAUCCUGGGGGCCCGGCACCUCCCCAAGAAUGGCCGCAGCAUCGUUUGCCCCUUUGUGGAAGUGGAGGUCUGCGGCUCUGAGUUUGACAACAGCAAGAACAAGACGGAGGUCGUAGCUGACAACGGUCUCAAUCCAGUCUGGCUCGUCAAGCAGUUUGUCUUCGACAUCAACAACCCGGAGUUUGCCUUCCUCCGCUUCGUCGUCUACGAGGAGGACAUGUUCAGUGACCCCAACUUCUUGGCUCAGGCAACGUUCCCCAUCAAGGGCCUUAAAACAGGUUACAGAUCCGUUCCCCUGAAGAACAGCUAUAGUGAGGAUCUUGAGCUCGCUUCUCUGCUUCUCCACAUUGAAAUUGUCAAUGCCAAGGAAGAAGACGACGAGAACUUGUACUCCUCCAUCCAGCAACUCCGGGACCGCGCCAAUGAGCUCUCCAACCAGGUCUCCAACUUUGAACAAAGCAACAAUUGUGACUCACGCUACCAGCAGCGGCUGGAUGAACUCAGGGCGGCACAAGAGCGACUCAUGGAACUGACGGAAGUGCGCAACAGGAAGUUGAUGGAGAAGAAGAAGCGAGACCGGCAGUUGGCCAACAAGCGCAACUGAAGCACCGGCUCAGUCUCCUCCAUCUGACAGCCUCCGCUUUCCCCACUGAAUCCCAAGGAGGCCUUUGGACACCGGACGGUGCCUGGACUCUUCUGUGCUCUCCGCCUCCCAGCCAGCGGUCAGUCGGUCAGUCUGUCUGGAAGCGGGGGCCGAGGGCACAACGGCAGAGGAAGCCGCAGGAGGAGCAUUCCCCGGCCGUGGAGGGAAGCCGGACCCCGAUGCCUGUCUGGCCGCUUUCCCAGUGUGGCAAGCAGUCCGCCUCGAUAAACACCCAUUACAGACUUUUGACAUGAUGGGGUUUUAAUCCCACCGGCUGUUAGGAAUUGUGGAAGUUGAAGUCCAAACACCCGGAGGGCCAAAGUUUGCCCAUGCCUUCUGUUCUUGGUAAUGUAAACCACAUCUUGCCUUUUUCUUUAACUUAACACUCUAAGUUCACAUCCCAAAACUAGAAAGACAGGCAGCCCAGUUGUAGGGAGAGCCAUUGAGUGUCCAGGCCAGAUUGGGAGGACCUGAGAGGUCAGUGUUUAGUACGAGGGUCGAAUGAAAAGUAAUGCCUCCACCUUCGUAACUCCUCAAGAGAUGGCAGUACUUGAAUGUGGAGGUCCUGGCUUGUUCAGUAGACUCUCCUCUGCAGUUCUAUUUGGUGGGAAGCCUUAGCAUUGGACGGUUGUGUUGUUAAAGCGCGAAGUAUGGAGCCCUGCGCAGACGGGGAAGCCUUAGCAUUGGACGGUUGUGUUGUUAAAGCGCGAAGUAUGGAGCCCUGCGCAGACGGGGAAGCCUUAGCAUUGGACGGUUGUGUUGUUAAAGCGCGAAGUAUGGAACCCUGCGCAGACGGGGAAGCCUUAGCAUUGGACGGUUGUGUUGUUAAAGCGCGAAGUAUGGAACCCUGCGCAGACGGGGAAGCCUUAGCAUUGGACGGUUGUGUUGUUAAAGUGCGAAGUAUGGAACCCUGCGCAGACGGGGAAGCCUUAGCAUUGGACGGUUGUGUUGUUAAAGCGCGAAGUAUGGAACCCUGCGCAGACGGGGAAGCCUUAGCAUUGAACGGUUGUGUUGUUAAAGCGCGAAGUAUGGAACCCUGCGCAGACGGGGAAGCCUUAGCAUUGAACGGUUGUGUUGUUAAAGCGCGAAGUAUGGAACCCUGCGCAGACGGGGAAGCCUUAGCAUUGAACGGUUGUGUUGUUAAAGUGCGAAGAAUGGAACCCUGCACAGACGGAUGGUCAAAGCGACUUAAGCAACGUGCAGUCAUUGAAUUCUUGACAGCAGAAGGUGUCACCCCAAAGGAGAUUCAUCAGAGAACGCAAGCUGUUUAUGGGGAUUGUGUUGAUGUGAGUCCUGUGCUUCGUUGGGCGAAUAAAGUCCACAAUGGGUCCUGUGAGACGCCGGUUGCAGAAACAGAGUGUUGACUUCUUCCGUGACGGCUUCAGAAAACUUGUUCAUCGUUGGCAGAAAUGUAUCCAAUUGUCUGGUGAUGAUGUGGGGAAGUGAAUAGUGGUAGUUAAAGAGCACAUUCUCAGGAUUAUUUCUGUGUUUGAUUCAUUAAAAUAUUCCCAUCCAAAACCCAAGUAAUGAAGGUGGAGGCAUUACUUUUCACUCAACCCUCGUAGGAAAGGGGAUCCCAAAAGCAGGGGAAAGGAUCCGGAAUCGAGACAAAGGAGGGCAGAAACAAGAGGCCACCUUUGUCCCUGGUUUACAGUCCGCUGUAAAAGGUGUGUUUUGGGUUCCACCGGUGCCGCCUUUCCAUCAUUAAGCACAAGUUCCAGAGUGGCAACCUCACCAUUGUGUGCCACUGUGUAUUUACAUUUAUAGUCCAGUUUCUGUAUUCACAAACAUGAGUGUGCAGAUGGCAUACGUGGUGUGCAAUUCUUUAUUAUUGAUAGGCAACAACAAGGGAAAUCUCUCCACCCAAUAAUUUCAUAACAUUCCCUGAAACACACGCCGUUCAAGGUUUCCUCCUCCUUAGCUUUGGGAAAAGCUUGGCUUUGCGAGGAGGAGGCUUGGUCUGUGAACUUCCAGCCUGGCAUUAUGUCUCCUUCCUGCUGCCAUUUCAAGUCUUGCUUCUUUAAAAAUUAAGAGGAUGAGGAUGUCGUGAAGGACAAAAUAAACCUCACAGAGAGAAGGCACUGCUUCAAUUGAAAAGCUUCUUUUUCCCCUUGAGAAAGGAAAACCCGCAAAGCUGGGCUAAGAAGACAUUAUUUGGCUUUGACGUUUGCAUCAGCUUUGGCUUUGUUGGUGGAUCUAAAGUCAGGGGAAAACGACCAGGAGGAAGUCAAGGAGAUGGCACCAAAUAGGAUGAUACUAAACAAUCAAUUUCUAAAGUGUCCUUAACAAACACUUUGCUUCUUCUUUGCUUUGAAUUCUUUUGAUAUUCAUCUGGACAUCUUAAGACACCAACGAAUUUCUUCUAUGCUUUCAAUUCUUUUGGACAUCUUAAGACACCAACUAUCAUGCUUUAUACUGAACAACAUGAGUAGAGACUGACUUGUCUGCCAUUGGUCCAAGGAGACUUAUUCCAGAGCUGUAGAAUUCAUACGUGUGAAUCUUUCCUUCUUUGUGUAGGUUUGCAGACCGUGGUAUCUUCUGGGGUUAAAGUCCUGGGAUGGAACAGAAGAGAUGGCCUGCCUUUGAGGCUUGUUCAAGUGAUGUAGUUUGACUGCAUCCGCAGAAGUCUAGUGUCCAGGUAAAGGGAAGCCUUAGCACUAAACUCUAUAAUGUGUUGUUGAAGGCUUUCAUGGCCGGGAUCACAGGGUUGUUGUAUGUUUUCCGGGCUCUAUGGCCAUGUUCCAGAAGCAUUCUCUCCUGAUGUUUUGCCCACAUCUAUGGCAGGCAUCCUCAGAGGUUAUGAGGUAUAGAUGCCUGCCACAGAUGUGGGAGAAACAUCAGGAGAGAAUACUUCUGGAACAUGGCCAUACAGCCCGGAAAACAUACAAAAACUCUAUAAUGUUUCAGUCAGAAAUAGCACUGUGUCAAGGAUGUUGACCAGCUUGAAUGUGUCCAGAUAAGGAUGAUCAAGAUGGCAAAUGUUUGGAAGGCAAGGCCUACAAGGAACAGAUGAGGAAGCCAGGGAUGUUUGGCUUGAAGAGAGGGUUGAGAGGUGACACUAUAACCAUAUAUAAAUACUUGAAGAGAUGUCAUAUAAAAGAAGGAGCGAGCUUGGUUUCCGCUGCUCUAGAGAUCAGAAUAUGAAUCAGUGGUUGAAUGUGAAAGCUGCGUGACAGUGGAAUAGAUGGAAAACCUUUUUUUUUUUGGAUGAUAUUCAGGCAGAGUUUGGAUGGGCAUCUUUGGGGAAUGCUUCAAUUGUGUAUUCUACAUGACAGUGGAAUAGAUGGAAAACCUUUUUUUUUGGAUGAUAUUCAGGCAGAGUUUGGAUGGGCAUCUUUGGGGAAUGCUUCAAUUGUGUAUUCUACAUGACAGUGGAAUAGAUGGAAAACCUUUAUUUGGAUGAUAUUCAGGCAGAGUUUGGAUGGGCAUCUUUGGGGAAUGCUUCAAUUGUGUAUUUUACUUGACAGUGGAAUAGAUGGAAAACCCUUUUUUUGGAAAGUCUUCAGGCAGAGUUUGGAUGGGCAUCUUUGGGGAAUGUUUCAAUUGUGUAUUCUACAUGACAGUGGAAUAGAUGGAAAACCUUUUUUUUGGAUGAUAUUCAGGCAGAGUUUGGAUGGGCAUCUUUGGGGAAUGCCUCAAUUGUGUAUUCUAUUUAACAGUGGAAUAGAUGGAAAACCUUUAUUUGGAUGAUAUUCAGGCAGAGUUUGGAUGGGCAUCUUUGGGAAGUGCUUCACUUGUGUAUUCCAGUAAGAUGGGGUUGGACUUGAUGACCCUUGCAGUUCCUCCCAGUCCCAUGAUUGUACUACAGGUUCUUAUCGUGCCAGCAAUGGACAGAAAAGCCUAGUUUUCUUGCAAAAAGCUCAGGAACAAGGUUCAUGUGUACAGGUAGCAGGGUGAACCUGUGCCAUGGUUGCAACUUCGGAGACGGAGAGCAGAUCAGGAGAACUCGGAUAUGGACAAAGUUGGGCUCUCCGGGUGUUUUGGACUUCGACUCCCACCAUUCCUGACAGCCUCAGGCUCCUUCCUUUUCCGCCUCAGCCGCUUAAGCCAGCUGCUGGUUGCACGGAAAUGUGCCGAGUUGGAAGCCUAUGCAAGUCUUGUUGCAUCGAAGCUGGUGAUCCAAGAAUGAGGAGAGGAUCAUUUCUAUGCUCAGGAACCACUUUUGAAGUUAUUUCCAGAUUUCUUAUCUCCAAAACAUGCAGAAGGAGCAUUUCAUUCCUGCGGAGCAUCCGUUCACGGAAAGAAAACUGCCAACUUUUAAAUCAAACACACUGGGAAUGGCAGCCUCUUAAGUGGAGCUACUCUUGAGUUCACAUAGGCAUCAGAAACAGUCUUCAACUGCCACAUAUUUUAUUCAUAUACAUUACAAUUUGUUGUCUUAUUAGUCAGAGCUGAGAAACGUGGCCACAAUUUCAAACAAGUCUUUCAUCCCUUUUCCAUAUGUGUGUUUCCUGAAGACAUAUUAGGUCUUGUUUCAUUUUUUCUCUCAAUGCAACGCCUGUCUAAAUUUUCUUGGCGCAUUGAUCCCUCAGGCAUUCCAAGGUAAUUAAUUGUGCACCAAAAAUGGUCUUCAAAGCACUGCCAGUGUUUGUUUUGCGGGUUUAUUUUUACAGUGUAAAACAGGCAUUACGGGAUGGUGCACAUACAGUUGCUUUCACAGAACCACGAGGCCCAACUGAUCUCUCGUUCAAGUCUCCCGCCCAGGCGAUCUUGCUUUUCAGUUCACAUUAUUCCCAGGUGAGCCAGAGGACUUGAAAUGGAAAAGCUUCAGAAAGGGGAGGAAUCUGGGCUGGGCGUGAAAGGGGUUUCAAAUCCUACAUCUGGAUUGCUUUGCAGCCAAAUCAUCAGGAAGAGCUGGGCUCUCGGUGACAAUAUGGGAACAGUGCUUAUGGGAAGAGGAGUUGGGUGGCUUUGCUCAUUUCAGUGGGGAGACCUUUUCCCACCCAUCCCCACAAACACAGGCAGAACAUGAGAAGCACAAGUGAGUCGGCCGGUGCACCAGCACUAUCACAGGAGCUUGUGUCCCUUCCAGAGCCACUCAAGGGAGGGACCCCAUGUAUCCUUUGUAUGAAAAUAAAUCUAUUUAGCCAGUAUUUAUACAUGA
Molecule: messenger RNA, 9671 nt
Organism: Anolis carolinensis (green anole)
Lineage: Eukaryota; Metazoa; Chordata; Lepidosauria; Squamata; Anolidae
Product: 1-phosphatidylinositol 4,5-bisphosphate phosphodiesterase gamma-1
Exons: 34
Coding region: 629-4528 (1299 amino acids)
Biological process (GO): phosphatidylinositol-mediated signaling; positive regulation of epithelial cell migration; release of sequestered calcium ion into cytosol
Molecular function (GO): protein binding; phosphatidylinositol-4,5-bisphosphate phospholipase C activity; calcium ion binding
Source: RefSeq, a predicted model, not a curated record